GCCUCUUAAUUCUUCCCUUGUCGCCGCCUUCCCCUCGCAGGCUAACAGACAUCCCCACACACACAACUUGAUCUCCUUCAACCUACCUUUGUGCCACUAGAUUUCAUUGUCAUUAUUCUUCAAUCCAACCUCUCUAUCGUCCAUUCAUUCAUCAAUUUCUUCAUUACUUGUUCAAUGACCUCUGGUCAAUCUCUUUUUCCUCCAACAAAGACGGCGUCGCUUUCUCGCUCCUCGAGAGCUGCAUCCCGUCAUGAAAGCCUACCUCUAGCUCCUUGGGGCUGGUCACAAUCUCUGAAAGCACCAGACGAACACCAGACAGCAUCAUCAUCCAUGACAUCUUCCGGAACGGAUCUAGACCAGGACAUCCCGCUUACAGACAAUAACGAGCACCUACCCCCCUCAGAAACCGAUGGUGUCUCCAUGUCACCAGCUAUGAUGUUCCUAUCUGCGUUUAGCCCCUCCGCUCCAAAUCCACCAUCACCGGAUGCAGAAGGCGAAAUUAUUCAUGGCUAUGUCCUCGGACCAAUUAUUGGUUAUGGGGGGUUUUCUGCAAUCAGACGUGCCUCAUCCCCUUCCGGUGGCGUCGUUGCUGUCAAAAUUGUCCGUCGCUCUGAUUUGGAGAAACAAACAAACCCCUCUUUAGCUAGAAGGCGUCUCAAUCAUGAGGCCCAGGUGUGGGCUUCCUUAUGUCACGAGCAUACCUUGCCUCUCUUUUUUGCCGAACACACUCCCUUCGCCGACUUCUUCUUCUCUCUACUAUGUCCCGCUGGAUCCCUGUAUGAUAUUCUCCUAAGGGACGGUCGUCCCGCUCUGCCUCACGAUGAUGCAGGCAUGAUGUUUCGGCAAAUUGUACGAGGCGUACGUUACCUGCACGAAGUCGCAGGUUAUGUACACAGGGAUAUCAAGCUCGAGAAUGUUCUUGUAGACGAGAUGGGUAUCUGUAGAAUUUGCGAUUUCGGCAUGACUCGCAAAAUCGGCGAAGUCGACGAUGACGAGCCCCUUCGCGAUGCUGAGGACAACUCUGCCAUCCACCGUCACCGUUCCUCUCUUAAAUCUGCAAAAUCUAGCUUGUCUGCCCACCUCUCAAUUCUACGCCACCAUGGUCCUAGGCGUCAUCGCAUAUCAACCCCUGUCGGCGAAAACCCUCCACCUGUUCAUCCAUCCCAUGUUUUCCAGGAAGGCUCUCUACCCUACGCUUCUCCUGAGCUUCUUCAACCGAAAGCUACACGGUUCAACGGUGCUAAUCCAGCUCAGGAUAUCUGGGCUCUGGGUGUUCUGCUUUAUGCACUUCUGACCGGCCGUCUCCCCUUUUCCGACUCAUUUGAGCCACGACUUCAGAUGAAAAUCCUGCACGGUGUCUAUGAUAUGCCUUCUGGUAUCAGUCGUGGAGCUGAGCUUGUUCUCAAAGGCUGUUUAGAGCGUAGCGUCCGCACCAGAUGGACGAUCGCGAUGGUUGAUGAGAUGGCUUGGGGUGUUGGACUUGACGACGACGACACAUCUCCUGAAGCAGAGGAUAAAUUUGAUUUCGUAGAUUAUUCCGGCCGCCGAUCUCCAUCAUCAUCCCAGUCGCGCUCGCGCUCUUGUGCAUGGCGUGAUAACAACCCAAACCCAGCUCAUGCAGAAGAAGCGCCUACAAGGCGGUCCAAGCGUUCCCUUUCCCGUGCCUCUGCCUCAACUGCGAGCUCGCUCUCAACACGAUGUACGAGUCGCAGUAUUUCCCGUCCACCGGUCGUUCGUUACCCAAUGUCUCCCACAUAUGAUGAGCUCAGUCAUUCAGUGGUGAGCGCCUCGACGUCUCUCUCUGUGCCGCCUCUUGACAUUGGCGGCCCUGCUCUUCUUGCCUCGCCAGGGCCAUCGCUUGAGCGUGGCCGGAGACCGAAGAAGGCAGGAUUUCUACCCUCGAAUCGGUGCACACCAUCAUUAGCGACGUCUUCCCGACCAUCAGAAUACGCUCCAGACCCAGGAGAUCUUGACGCCGACGUAGACAUGUUGGGCGACACCGCUCGAUGGGCGUCUACUCUAGGCGUCAACGCUGUAGCAGAAACUACUGUUCACCGCAGUGGCACCACUUCUGCGAUCGAGCGUUUGAAAGCCAUACAGGAAGCACAGCCGCCUCAAAAGAACAAAAGGGCUGAGAGCACACCUCCAGCGUCGGGUGCCUGGCCACGGAGAACGCGGCUUCGGAUCAAGGAAGACUCUUCUUCCUACCGCGCAGCAGAAGUUCAUGGAGUGGGCGGAUUCCUUAGAGACCCAAGCGCCACUCCCAUACCCAUCACGCCCAAAGGUGGUGCUCGAAGCCGGAGCGUUGGGCAUGACACCAAUCACGCCUACCGCCGCCCUCACUAGCUGUAUCACCACCCCUAUUUAUCCCCUCAAAUUGCAAUUUUCGUUCUGGGGACAUCGGAUUUGUGAGUUGCUGAUUGAACCAUUGUUAUUUAACUUGCUUUUGUCUCAUCAUUGUAUUUUGUAUCAAUCCCGAGGACUUUCGGUACAUACGACCCUUUUGUCUUUUGUUUUUUCUCUCGUGAUGUUCUUGAUUCUGGAACGUUUUGUUUUGUUGGUUACGUUUGGUGUUUGAUGUUUGGGAUACCCUUGAUAGCAAAACUUAUAUUACGCAUGCCUUACUUACUUACCAGAUUGUACUACUUGUCACAUCGUCAAUGGAAUCUCGAGCGCCUCA
Molecule: messenger RNA, 2680 nt
Organism: Suillus clintonianus
Lineage: Eukaryota; Fungi; Basidiomycota; Agaricomycetes; Boletales; Suillaceae
Product: kinase-like domain-containing protein
Exons: 2
Coding region: 175-2346 (723 amino acids)
Biological process (GO): microtubule cytoskeleton organization; protein phosphorylation; intracellular signal transduction
Cellular component (GO): cytoplasm
Molecular function (GO): protein serine/threonine kinase activity; ATP binding; tau-protein kinase activity
Source: RefSeq, a predicted model, not a curated record